GGAGGACAAAGGAGGAGGACAAAGGAGGAGAACGUCAAUUUUUGUCCUCGGAGGGGAGGAGGAGGAGAACAAUUGUCCUCCGAGGAGAGGAGGAGGAGAAAAAUUUAAGUAAAAAUGAACUUACAUGUGUUGAUUUGACGAAAUGAAGCUCAGCUAGCACCUCGGCUAUGAUUUUCUAGAUGCAGGUAAGGUUCCUUCACGAGAGCACAAUUGCUUAUGAGUAGUGAGGUGAGAAAAUGCUGUGGAAAAACAAUGUAACCAAACUGUAACACUAAAUAUAUAUUAUAAAAAUCAACACUUUCACAAAAAUAUGAGAAUAUAACAAAAAUUUUCACUUACAAUCAAUAAUGUUAGCAGCGAGCUAAAGCUCUGGGGAGUAUCGGCAGUGUUCGCCAAUUGUGAUACACGCCUCCUUUGUGUUUCUAUCUCACUCGUACAAGCAUGCAACAGACAGAGAAACGACUUGCUAUAUAAUCGCUUUUCUCAGUGGAAAAUCAUCAUUCACGUUAGAGAGCUAUCAGUACGCGCUUCUCGACACCAUGGACAAGUCACACCGUGCAUCCUCAUCCUCAUUCUUAUUACCAGACAGCCCGCCUCCGGAGAGGGAGCUGAACUACUGGGAACAGCAGAAGCAGCAGAAGAAGCAGCAGAAAAGCCUCAGCUCAGCUACAACAUCAGCUGUUGCCUCCACCUCUGGCGCCCCCUCCUCCUCAGCCUCAACCUCAGAUCCCUUGAAGAAACAAGGGAUCUUCGUCCAAGAUGAGGAUUCCAGCAUCAUCGUGGGAGACAGCAGCCCUCCCCCGCAAGCUACUUGGGCACCACGCCGAGCAGCGCUCACAUCGGUACCCGCUCCCAAGCAGUCUGUCAAGAGGAGGCUGUUUGUCGACGAUGAGGAGCCUGGCGUCCUCACUCAAUCAAAGAUACGAGUGCAGCUACAGGAGUCGCAAGACAGCUCAAUAAUGUCUCUGUUACGGGAGACGGAGGAGGGGGAGGAGGAGGAUGAAUUGGACAGGGAGACAGACGACUUUAUUCGAAUUAUAAAUUCCAGAUGUGAAAAACCCUGGACGCCUCUGCGGGAAUUGGAGGAGGGGUUACCAUACCCCAUCGUGGACGUGCGGGAGGCGUCCAACCAACAUGGUCGUCGCAUCAUCUUGAAACUAUACACUCCCGGAAUGAGGUCGACUGAGGUUUAUCUUCCGGAACGGUUUUCCGAAAUUGUAUCCUCAAACGAUAUUGAGAAGUUCAAAAAGAACUGCACAAAAUCUUGCCUUCUAGUCAAACAUGUUAAUGCUAGAUGGUCCGACAUAAAGAUUUUAAGUAAAAAUUGUUAAUAAUCUUGGAGCUUAUCUAGCAUUAACGUAUAUAUAUAUAUAUAUAUAUAUAUACAAAACAUUUAUCAUAUUUAUAAUUCACUUGUUAUAUGUAUCAAAUAUCUAUAAUAUCAAUAACAUUUAAAAAAUAGUUUGUUAUUCUAUAAAACUAUAUAAUUUAUCAUAUUUAUAAUUUACUUGUUAUAUGUAUCAAAUAUCUAUAAUAUCAAUAACAUUAAAAAAAUAGUUUGUUAUUCUAUAAAACCGGAACGGUUUUCCGAAAUUGUAUCCUCAAACGAUAUUGAGAAGUUCAAAAAGAACUGCACAAAAUCUUGCCUUUUAGUCAAACAUGUUAAUGCUAGAUGGUCCGACAUAAAGAUUGUUAAUAAUCUUGGAGCUUAUCUA
Molecule: messenger RNA, 1715 nt
Organism: Nilaparvata lugens (brown planthopper)
Lineage: Eukaryota; Metazoa; Arthropoda; Insecta; Hemiptera; Delphacidae
Exons: 2
Coding region: 540-1331 (263 amino acids)
Source: RefSeq, a predicted model, not a curated record